GUGAGUAAAUUGUUAUGAAAACCUAGGACAACUCAAAUUCUCUCUAAUAGAUUAACGGAUUCACCCAUUUGAGGUUUCCAUCAACGCGCCAAUAGUUUACCCCCAAUUUCACAUAAGUAAGCUUCAGGGUUCAGUUAAACCCACAAAACUUAAACCCACAAAACUAGUAAACUUCCCUUCGAGUUCGACACUCCACUGUGAUUCUGUGAAUUGGAGGCUUUUCUCUGUGCUUUUAUAAGCUGGUAAUGGAUAUCAAUGAUGUGGAUGAUGAAGACUUUGGAUUCUCUAGAAAUUACUUCUUGGCAAAAGAAUCAGGCACUUCUGCCAAAAAAUCAGGCCAUAAACUCUCUGAUAUUGACCUUGUUCCUGAGGAAGAACUUAGAGCAGCGGCUUUGGAUCUCAAACCAAAGCAUGCCAAAGAAGUUAAAGCUUUGAUGGAUAGCUAUAGAAAUUUGUAUCAAGAAUGGGUUUUUGAACUCAGGUGCGGGUUUGGCCUUCUCAUGUAUGGUUUUGGAUCAAAGAAAACUUUGAUUGAAGAUUUUGCUUCAACGGCUUUGACAGAGUACUCGGUGCUUGUAGUCAAUGGUUAUCUUCAAUCAGUAAAUAUCAAACAGGUUAGUGUUGCAGCAGCUGAACUUUUCUGGGAACAAAUCAAAACCAGAAAGAAAUCAACUGGGAGCUUGUGUAAAGUUCAACAACCAUUCAGCUCUAAAUCCACAGAUGACCUGUUUGCUUUUCUAGAUGGAUCACUAACCGAGGAAGAUGAUUCUUUCAUUUGUAUUCUUAUCCAUAAUAUUGAUGGACCUGGUUUACAGGAUUCAGAUACGCAACAAUUUCUUGCAAGGAUGGCUGCUUGUUCUCAUGUUCGAAUAGUGGCUACAAUCGAUCACGUGAAUGCAUCUUUGUUAUGGGAUAAAAAGAUGGUGCACACACAAUUUAACUGGUGCUGUCAUCAUGUCCCAACCUUUGCACCGUACAAAGUUGAAACGAUGUUCCUUCCUUUAAUUCUGGCGCACAGUGGUGGUGCGCAAAGUGCAAAAACAGCUGCCAUAGUUCUACAAAGUUUGACACCAAAUGCUCAAAGUGUGUUCAAAGUUCUUUCUGAGUAUCAACUGGCUCAUCCUGAUGAAGAAGGCAUGGCAGUGAACAAUUUAUACACAAUUUGCCGAGAGCGCUUCCUUGUGAGUAGUCAGAUCACUCUGAACUCCCAUUUAACAGAAUUCAAAGAUCAUGAGUUGGUCAAGACAAGAAAACAUUCUGAUGGUCAGGAUUGCUUGUAUGUUCCUCUCUCAACGGAAGCUAUUGAGAAAUUGUUGAUGGAGAUUAGUCAGUAGAUUCUUGCCAUGAAUUCUCUGGUAUGUCUGUAGUAGGAAUAUCAUUAUACCUGGGAUCUCAAUAUGGAAUGUAAUCGAAAAAAAUGAGAGGAGAUACGUUUGAUUCUUGAGAGAAGUUAUUGAAGUUGCUCUGGUGCAUGAUAUCUGUAUGAAGCUUCUUGUAUUUUGGACGAUUCUUGCUCAACUCUCUCUGUUGUCAAGUUACCUAUCAUCAUGCCAGAAGUCACUUCCAUGUUUGGACGUUCCACUUGUGCUUUUUGUUAUUCUAUGCGAUCUUACUUCCUCCGUUUUUUUCUAUUAA
Molecule: messenger RNA, 1635 nt
Organism: Beta vulgaris subsp. vulgaris (sugar beet)
Lineage: Eukaryota; Viridiplantae; Streptophyta; Magnoliopsida; Caryophyllales; Amaranthaceae
Product: origin of replication complex subunit 2
Exons: 6
Coding region: 246-1334 (362 amino acids)
Biological process (GO): DNA replication
Cellular component (GO): nuclear origin of replication recognition complex; nucleus
Molecular function (GO): DNA replication origin binding
Source: RefSeq, a predicted model, not a curated record